Messenger RNA from Prinia subflava (tawny-flanked prinia), 1270 nucleotides. RefSeq names its product CLK4-associating serine/arginine rich protein-like. The record is from RefSeq and is a predicted model, not a curated record. The transcript is spliced from 2 exons. NCBI's taxonomy places the organism in Eukaryota, Metazoa, Chordata, Aves, Passeriformes, Cisticolidae. The coding region runs from base 2 to 427 and encodes 141 amino acids.
AAUGGCCGAGCGACGUAUCCCUCCGCACCACGCGCCCAAAGAGUCCUGCGGGCCGCCGACGCCACCGCGGCCGUUCCGCUCCGCCCGAGCCCCGCCCGGCCGCCCCGCCUCUUCCCUCCGCCGCCGCAGCCAAUCGCUGCCCGCUGCCCGCUUCGCAGCCAAUAGGAAAUCGCCGGCCGGCCGGGGCGGGUCAGCGAAUCAGGAGGCCGGGCGCGGGGCGGUUGCUAGGCAGGCGGGCGGGCGGGACCAGGCAGUCGCUAGGGGGCGUUCGAGGCGGGGGGCGCGGGGCACCCUCAGGCCGCGCAGGCACGGCGGGGACACCGAGGCGAUGCCGCCCGCAGCCCACGCGGAUCCUUCCCGCAUCUCUCCUCUGUCCCGCCCGCUCCCCGCCUCCGGGCCCCGGGCCCCGGGGAGUGUCGCCGGGUGAAACUAAUCCCGGCCCAGCGGGCGCUCAUCGCGAGGUGGACGCUAGCCCCGGAUACGUGGGUGCAGCAACGAGCGGUUUCCGUGUGUAAACAAAACCGGAGUAGAAUUUGAUACUUUGCAAACGCUUGGCAGCGAACGCAGACUGAGGCUGGACCAGCACCAGGCCCGGCCCACGCCAGGGCGCUUGGCAGCACAGUCCGGUCAUCCAGAAACGUGGAAAAGCGCGGCCGUAGCCAGCGGGUGUUGCCAAUAAUCUGCCACCGUUUGUGUCAAGGACUGGGACCUGACAGUACAGCUUUAGCAGCAAAUGCCUUUUGUGUGUAUAAGGCCGGGUUCUUAACAGAUCCUGUCUAGGGACACUGACCUCUCCUUGGCUGGGACUGGCUGUGGUUUUCAGACUCUGCUGUGCUAAAUGCAUUUUAAAUCUCUAAGUGCCAAUGAGCAACCUUGAAAGCAAGCACAACCCACCUGAAAAAGCCAUCCUCAGAGACCACGCUUGGUCCUUCAUGCCUAAAUAAAGCUUUGAUUUCACUCUGUUUCUCCUGAUACGGGUUUCCUUUGCUGUCAUGCUACAGACAGGCAGCAGCCCUGAAAGGCCUGACAAAACACCAUCCCAAACACAGGAUUUCCCUGGUCUGCUGCCUCUCUGACCUGCUCAGAUUUUGAAUUGCCAGAUAUAUACACACCAAACUCCCAAAGUGGAUUAGAGCAGCAACAGGCACAACACACAGCCUCCUAUAAAAAUCAGACAACUAUCAGGUAACAGUUUUGAGACAAAUUGCAUUUCUGGCCUUUCUGGUGUUUUGGCAUCUGCACUUGCCAUCCUUUAGUCAAGAAACACCAA